Molecule: messenger RNA, 525 nt
Organism: Saxophila tyrrhenica
Lineage: Eukaryota; Fungi; Ascomycota; Dothideomycetes; Mycosphaerellales; Extremaceae
Exons: 2
Coding region: 1-525 (174 amino acids)
Source: RefSeq, a predicted model, not a curated record
AUGGACACCCCCCUCCCCUCCUCACCCUCAACCUGGCGCAUCCUCACCUCUUACCUCCUAGUCUCCGUCUCCUGGGGAUUCACAACGCCCUUCCUCCGCCUCGCAGCCCUCUCCACUCCCUCUCCACCAGCUCGUCCUGCCCUCUCGGACCCAAACGCCCCUUGGCUAAAACGCAAAGUCCUAAGCGGCGUGUAUGCCGUGGUGGAUUUACUGCGAAAUCCCAAAUAUGCGAUCCCGCUUCUGGUGAAUGUGACGGGGAGCGUGUGGUUCUUUUUGCUUGUGGGGGAGGCUGAGUUGAGUCUGACGGUGCCAAUCACAAAUUCGUUGGCGUUCCUGUUUACGGUAUUAGGGGAGUGGUGGGCGGAGGGGAAGGUGAUCUCGAGAGGUUUGUUACUUCGUCUUCUUGGUAGUGUGGAUAAGAGACUCAUGAUCAGCAGAUACCUGGCUGGGUAUGACUUUGGUGCUCGUCGGUAUAGCGCUGUGUGUUCACGCGAAGACUUAAAUGAGGAGAAGUUGAAGUCUUAA